UGCAUCCUGCCCCCGGCAGGCUCUUCAUUCCUGUGCAUAUUCUAUUCACGACUUUGUCGACGACUGCCCACUUGCAGAGCGGACGCUCUACACGCUGCCAUGGCGAUUUCUUCUUCCACGAAGCGCGCUUUAUUCGAUGUCGUGCUCUUUGCUGUAUCCCAAGCAGCUUUGUAUUACACCGUGCGGUGGGUAAUGGAGGGCAUGGGUCCUGGAGAGCGGAAAGAAGUGAAAGCAAAGAGCCUCAAAGCGCUUGAGAAGCUGGGGCACCGAGACCUCAAGCUUGACGAAUACGAAAAGCAGAUUGCAUCUGAGGUUAUCCACCCAGACGAUAUUGAUGUGCGCUUCUCCGACAUUGGAGGUCUGGAGCCUAUCAUCUCGUCCCUGCGCGAGUCGGUCAUCUAUCCUCUCGUAUACCCGGACCUCUUCAAUUCUUCCUCGCUUCUUGGUGCGCCGAAGGGUGUACUGCUGUUCGGGCCCCCGGGCUGCGGCAAGACGAUGCUCGCGAAGGCGCUCGCGAAGGAGUCUGGCGCCACCUUCAUCAAUAUCGCCGCGUCCGUGCUGACGAACAAGUGGUAUGGCGAGUCGAACAAGCUUGUCGCUGCGCUGUUCUCGCUGGCGCGCAAGACGCAACCCAGCAUCGUGUUUAUUGACGAGAUCGACUCGUUCCUGCGAGAGCGCACGAAGGGAGACCAUGAGGUGACUGGCAUGAUGAAGGCGGAAUUCAUGACCUUGUGGGACGGCCUACUCUCUAGCACGGACCGUAUACUUGUUCUUGGCGCCACGAACAGACCAAAUGACAUCGACUCCGCAAUUCUUCGCCGGAUGCCGAAGCGGUUCUCUGUCGGUCUUCCCGACCUUGAGCAGCGACAGAAGAUCCUGAACCUGAUGCUCAAAGAUACUGACCUUGACGAGCAGUUUUCAAUAAGGAGGCUCGCCGAGGAGUCUGAAACUCUGUCGGGCUCAGAUCUCAAGGAGCUUUGCCGCAAUGCUGCCAUGCGACCGAUGCGCGAAUUCAUCCGUGAAGCCGAUAAUGAUAAGGAGAUGUUGGCCCGUUGUCAAGAAGAGGGCUUCAAGCUGCGUCCGCUUACACUCGAUGACUUCUUCCAGUCAGACGGAACGAGUGCGCUACCGACGACGAACUCAAUAGACGACAUUUCAUGAUGGCUGAUGGUUCAGAAUAGAGUGGUCGAGCGACCAUGGGAUUGUACAUGUAUUCGUACCAUACACGCUGGUAAUUACCUUCACCGCUCAUUGCGGCGUUGGC
This is a messenger RNA of Postia placenta MAD-698-R-SB12, 1264 nucleotides long. RefSeq lists its product as hypothetical. The record is from RefSeq and is a predicted model, not a curated record. Gene Ontology annotation, molecular function: ATP binding; ATP hydrolysis activity. The transcript is spliced from 9 exons. NCBI's taxonomy places the organism in Eukaryota, Fungi, Basidiomycota, Agaricomycetes, Polyporales, Adustoporiaceae. Bases 100 to 1161 code for a protein of 353 amino acids. Gene Ontology annotation, cellular component: mitochondrial outer membrane.